UCUUCUCCAAGAUGUGUUGACUGUUUUCAGAUUUGUUUGUUUAGCUGUAAAUUUCUCAGUGAUGAAAUGGCAGAAAUAAUUGUUUUCUAAAAGUGAAACAAAGCUCUUUUGAUGAACACUCAGAAUUUGGAGCACUUUUAUGCAUGAAACUGAAACAAAUGGAAGAUGAGACUUUAGGAACAUAAAUCUCACCUGCUCAGUGUGGUAACUGAAUAGCUGCAACAUGUUUUGUCAGAGUUGAAGCUCUGACCUGUGCCUUCCUGCACCGUUCAGGAGGAAGGGGCACUGCUUGUUUUCCUGAUUGCUGCCCUCCACCUCAGAACUGAACUGCAUUGCAGGGGCUACAUGAAAUGAUUACAAUGAGAUCCAGGUUGCUGCUGGUACUUCUGCUUGUGAGCUUGUGUUCACCUGCACCUAGACUUUCGAAUAAGGACAUCUGCUUGUUAGAUAACAACAAAUUACAGCAAAGGUUAAAACUGCUCCAGGACUUGCUUCAGUUAUAUGAAUUACAACUGAAGGACAUCUUGGGGAACAACUAUCAUGGAACAAAGAGCAAGGUCUUCUCAGCCUCAAGAAGCAUGCAGCCUGAGAUACUAUUACCCACAACUAGUGGAAACUUGAUAGUCUAUGAUCAAGAUUGCUCUGCAGUGUUUAACAGCAGAAAAAUUGAAAAUGGAUACUACAGGAUCAGGCCCAGAGCAGACCGAGAACCUUUCUUGGUAUACUGUGACAUGUCUGAUGGAGGGGGAUGGACUGUAAUACAGCGACGCAGUAAUGGCAAAGAGAAUUUCAAUAGGAAAUGGGCGGAUUACAAACAAGGAUUUGGACAGUUCCAGGGCAAGAAUGAUGAAUACUGGCUAGGCAAUGAGCAUAUCUAUAACCUGCUGGUUAGAGAAGAAAACACAUUAAAAAUUGACCUGAUGGACUGGCAUGGAGAAAGGCGAUAUGCAAUCUACGAAAACUUCCAGAUCAAGAAUGAGCAGGACUAUUACAGGUUGUGGAUUGGCACCUAUUCUGGUAAUGCUGGUGAUGCUCUGUCUGGCGGGAGUAACUUUGAAGAGCAGUGGUCAGCAUCACUCAGUGGGAUGCCAUUCUCCACAGCAGACAAGGAUCAUGAUAGAUUCUUAGCAGGCAACUGUGCACAAGAGAACAAGUGUGGUUGGUGGUUUAACAGAUGCCAUGCAGCUAAUCUCAAUGGACAAUAUUACAAAAUGGGAAACUACACAGGACGCCAUGAUGAUGGAGUGGUUUGGUCAACCUGGCAUGGAUUGUGGUACUCCCUGAAAUACACAGCCAUGAAAAUUAGGUUUCCAUCCUUUGUCGAUGUAGGAAGUGGAAAUGGUGAAAGCAGGUAGGACAGCUAGAAUCCGCAUUGUUGGAGUGGAUCAAAAGGGUUUUAGAAAUCAAGGGACAGACCUUCAGAUGAUGUAAAUCAGCACAGCUGCACUGUAGUUAUUGGGGCUUGAUCAUUUUAUACCAGUUGACGAUACAUCCCCAGAGUACAAUAAUAUGCCGAUAGUAUGGUCUAAUGGAGGAUGGUAAGUGUCUCUCAUUCUUGUUAAAACCAAUGGAAACACCACAAGUUUGUUUUCAAAAGAUCUUUAAUGGAGAUGAAAGUACUUAGCACUUCACAGUAAGCUCUCUGCACCUUGUAGAAUCAGAUACUUACUCCUCUUAGCCAUUUGUAUCUUAGAACAGCCAUAUUCUUCUCACCUUGAUUUCAGAGGUCAGUGAAUGCGGUAAGUGGUAUAAGAACACAGAAACAAAAGAAUAAGGAUUUGGCCCUAAAGUUAUCAGCUAGAUCUAGGUCCAACAUUUAGAUUUUGCUUUGAAGUGGACUUUGCAAUGCCUAGUAUGAAUGCAAAUAUUCUGGGGAUUUUUUUAUUUCAGUUAUAGUUUGUUUAUUUAUAUGUUCUUGUCAAUGUUCUGUACCAGACUAUGUUGUGCUAGUGAAUGAGAUUUAGAAAGCUUUCUUCUAGUUGAUAGUUCACAUUCACUUCAUCAUAUUAGCCAAGUGAAAUCAGAAAAGUGUAUGGCACAAGUGAAUGAGAAUAGAAUAACAGCAAGGAAUGUAAAGCUAACUAUUGACUCUCUUCCAAUAAUUUAAGUUGUUAGUAACAAAAGAUUUGGGCUAGACACAGAUCCUUUAACCUCAAUGCUGUAAAAUGAACCUACGCUUUGUGUAUUACAAAAUAUGCUCUUUUAAACUAGUUGUUCUUUUCAAUUAUUUUAUUUUUCUUUUAGAUAAAUGCACACUGCAAUUUGUAUUAUAUUCAUAUACAUGUGAAUUAAAAUCAUUUGAAUGGAAAUAUACAUUGUUUCUGUUCUUAAACAACACUGAGAGACAGACAAAAAUUUGGCUGCAAAGUCAGAAAUGGUUUCAAGAGAUGAUGCUCCAAGGCAUUUCAUUCACACUUUUAUCUCUGGAUCUAGUAAAAUUUUUAGGGCCUGUAAGACAAGCUAAAUUUGAUUUAUUCAAGCAACAUUGGGAAAGCUGUAGAUCAUGGAUGUUCAGUGUCAAAUUUUACAUGCUCUGCUUCCUGAUAGCUCAUCUGCCUAAAGACAGAAGAAUCAAAUCUUGUUCUCCAUUACAUCUCUUUUUGAGUAGACAACACUUUGGUUACAAUGCUGAGUGAUAUCCAUUUAGUGAUAUCCAUUUUUGCUCCCACUGUGCUAGCACACCAGUGAGAAACAGCCACAGGGGCUGAAGCCUAAGAAGAAUGCAUGGAUGUCCUCAGUCCAAGCAGUAGCACGUAACUCAUGAGAAAUGAAAACACCUGUGUCUUUGGAAUAAGAAAUGUGCUGGUCAUCAGAGAGAGUGGAGUGGAGUCCAACACCAGAACUUCUUAUACUACUAUUCUGUUCUUCACACCAGUAAAGCCUUGCCAAAAGGCCAUAAUUAGGUACCUAGAGCAUUUUGUUACCUGAAGAGUUACCAGAAGAAAUUAGUGCUAACCUGAUGGCUCUUGCCAACCUGGAUUUAUCAUAGAGUACAACCACAUAACAGUGCAGCCCUUGACAUAAAAUCCAGUAGUAAUAAGGAAGCUU
Pelodiscus sinensis (Chinese soft-shelled turtle) is the source of this 3048-nucleotide messenger RNA. Its product is annotated as fibrinogen-like protein 1. The record is from RefSeq and is a predicted model, not a curated record. Lineage: Eukaryota; Metazoa; Chordata; Testudines; Trionychidae. Gene Ontology annotation, cellular component: fibrinogen complex. Gene Ontology annotation, biological process: positive regulation of heterotypic cell-cell adhesion; platelet aggregation; blood coagulation. Gene Ontology annotation, molecular function: extracellular matrix structural constituent; protein-macromolecule adaptor activity.